UUGCCAUCCCUAACUCAUAGAAUUGUGCAACCCGGAAAAUUGUCAAAAUUUUCGUGUACCCUUAAAUUAAUUGCCGCUCCGUACACAAAAUCAGAAAGUACUGACCAACCGACUUACCUGUCGUUCACCUAUCGACGCACCGCGCACCUUUUGGAUUAAUUCGCGCCGCAACGCGAUUAAUUUAACUGGCUCGAUCCGAACACACGAAGUAGUUGAAAACAAAUGCAAAUCUCACACGUUUCCAGUUGUUUGGAAUGAAUUGAUUUUCGUGGCAACCAACUGGGAAACCCAACGACAGGUCGGAAAAAUAAACACCGGAGCGUUGCCCGUGGCAGCAGGCAAAGAUCAACAAGUCCACAUAAAUCAUCCCGAGAAAAACACCUUAAGUUUUAGUUUAAAAGUUUCGGCUAGGGAAAAUGUUGUUUGGAAGGAUUUUCACACGUGCGUUGCACUCCACGCGGCAGCUCUACGCCGGUGCAGGAGGAACUGGAGGUCUGGAGAAGAGUGCUCUGGCGGCACUGAGGAAAAAGACCGGCUACACCUUUGCCAAUUGCAAGAAGGCGCUGGAAAAGCACAACAAUGAUGUCGGAUUGGCUGAAAAGUGGUUGCACGAACAGGCCCAAACUCUCGGCUGGUCCAAGGCCACCAAAGUCGCAGAUCGAGCCACCGCUCAGGGUCUGAUUGGAGUCCUCAUCCGCGGCAACCGCGGUGCAAUGGUCGAACUUAACUGCGAGACGGAUUUUGUGGCCAGGAACGACACCUUCAAGCGGUUCGUCGACCAUGUUGCCUGCAUGUGCCUUCACUACACGGACUUGACGGACUUUGAUGGAGAUCUGUGGAAGCUUGGCUUCGAUGCGGACGCCCUGAAAAACCUGCGCACCGAGGAGGGUCGAACCCUGGGUGACCACCUGGCCCUUUUAAUCGGCGCCAUCGGCGAAAAUGCCACAAUUCGACGAGCCCUGUGCUUCAAAGCCAACAACGAUCUGAAACUGGUGGGCUAUGCUCACCCGGCACCCACCAAUGUGGGCACCACCGAGGGCAUCACCCAGGUGGGCAAAUACGGAGCGAUAGUGGCCUACCGAUCGGAUCACAAGCUGCUGGACUUCGAGUUCCACAAGAGCAUUUGCCAGCAGAUUGUGGGCAUGAAGCCGACGAAGAUAGGGGAGUACGACAAGGACAAGCCAGCCGAGAACAAGGACGAUGAGACGUGCCUAAUUCACCAGGAGUACCUUUUGGAUGCGGAUAAGACGGUGGGCGAAGCAUUGCAAGAGCACAACUGCGAGAUCGUCGACUACCAUCGAUUCGAGUGCGGAGAGCAGACGGAACGCAGUCUGGAGGCGAUCAUCCGCUCCCAGCACCAGAGCAGCAAUUAACUAGCCAAUAAGCAGACUCUCUAGAUCACUAAAUUGUUAAUACGCACCAGCCGAAGAUUGUUAAAGCCGAAAUUCUGGACAAAGUUCUGGUCAAAAUUUGCAUGUAAAACAAGUACAAUAAUACCAGUGACGAUCAGA
Messenger RNA from Drosophila ficusphila, 1511 nucleotides. RefSeq names its product elongation factor Ts, mitochondrial (gene mEFTs). The coding region runs from base 417 to 1373 and encodes 318 amino acids. Gene Ontology annotation, biological process: mitochondrial translational elongation. The transcript has 3 exons. Gene Ontology annotation, molecular function: translation elongation factor activity; protein binding. The record is from RefSeq and is a predicted model, not a curated record. Gene Ontology annotation, cellular component: mitochondrial matrix. Lineage: Eukaryota; Metazoa; Arthropoda; Insecta; Diptera; Drosophilidae.